ACGUUGUUAAAAUCUGGACGCAAACGCACUACGAGACAACCUCUAAGAUAUUCACAGAGAGACAAUCAUCUGAGCCAGUCAAUAUACGUAGUCGGUAUUCCAUUCCACACAACCACUGUCUCUCUCUCUCACUGCGAAAGAAGAAAAAGAAAGAAAAUGGAGAAAACCCAAGAGAUUGAAGCUGACAAUGGAGAAGUUAAAGUAGAAACGAAGGCCUUAAAUGACGGUUCCCUUUGUGGGUAUGACUCGCUUCACUCUCUGCUAAGCGCAAAUCUCAAGCCUGAACUCUUCCAGGAAGUCAGCCGUGUGCUUCUGGGGCUUAACUGUGGGAGGGCAAAUGAUAACAUAGCUCUCCCAGAAUCUGCUUAUGCUGUCUCUUCAGAAUGUGAUUUUGACCUCAAGGCUUUCUGCUUUCACGCUGACAAAGAAUUAUUGAGAGCACCUCGAAUAGUGAGGGUUGGUCUUAUUCAGAACUCUAUAGCUCUUCCAACAACUGCGUCCUUUCUGGACCAAAAGAGGGCUAUCUAUCAGAAACUAAAGCCAAUCAUUGAGGCUGCCGGUGCUUUAGGAGUCAAUAUAUUAUGCCUGCAGGAAGCAUGGAUGAUGCCAUUUGCCUUUUGUACACGGGAGAAGAGGUGGUGCGAAUUUGCAGAGCCUGUUGAUGGGGAAUCUACACAAUUUCUUCAGGAUUUUGCACUGAAAUAUAAUAUGGUCAUUAUAAGUCCAAUUCUUGAGAGGGAUGUCAAUCAUGGAGAGACUAUUUGGAACACUGCUGUUAUAAUUGGAAAUCAUGGCAACAUAGUUGGCAAGCAUCGGAAGAAUCAUAUACCAAGAGUUGGUGACUUCAAUGAGAGCACAUAUUAUAUAGAAGGCAACACUGGGCAUCCUGUUUUUGAGACAGACUAUGGAAAGAUCGCUGUUAAUAUAUGUUAUGGGAGGCACCAUCCUUUGAAUUGGUUAGCUUUUGGCUUGAAUGGUGCAGAGAUUGUUUUCAACCCUUCUGCUACUGUUGGUGAACUCAGUGAACCAAUGUGGCCCAUUGAGGCCCGUAAUGCUGCAAUAGCAAACAGUUACUUUGUUGGGUCAAUCAACCGUGUUGGGACUGAGACAUUCCCCAAUCCAUUCACUUCAGGUGAUGGAAAGCCACAACAUGCAGAUUUUGGGCAUUUCUAUGGAUCCAGUCAUUUUUCAGCCCCAGAUGCUUCUUGUACUCCUUCUCUUUCUCGUAACAGGGAUGGGUUGCUGAUCACAGACAUGGAUCUUAACCUCUGUAGGCAGCUGAAAGACAAGUGGGGGUUCCGUAUGACUGCCCGGUAUGAGUUGUAUGCAGAGUUGCUUGCUCAUUAUUUGAAGCCAGAUUUUGAGCCCCAAGUCAUUUCUGAUCCUUUGUUACACAAGAAGUCUUUGUGCAUAGCAGGCACUAGUAAGAGUUAAAUCUGAAAAGAAAUAAAACAGAGUUGGAAUGUUUUCUCAAGUUAUCAGUAAAAAUAAAUCACUUCACUGUUUAUGUUUGUAAAUAUAUACUCAUUAUUUAUGUCAUGGUAUUAAGAACAAGAGAAAAAAAAAUGACAACAAACUUUCUGUAAAAUGAUAAAUGUUGAGCAGUAAGCACACUUGUUUUUCUGAA
This is a messenger RNA of Quercus robur (English oak), 1627 nucleotides long. Its product is annotated as beta-ureidopropionase. The transcript has 6 exons. The coding region runs from base 157 to 1434 and encodes 425 amino acids. The record is from RefSeq and is a predicted model, not a curated record. Gene Ontology annotation, molecular function: beta-ureidopropionase activity. Lineage: Eukaryota; Viridiplantae; Streptophyta; Magnoliopsida; Fagales; Fagaceae.